Molecule: messenger RNA, 291 nt
Organism: Angiostrongylus costaricensis
Lineage: Eukaryota; Metazoa; Nematoda; Chromadorea; Rhabditida; Metastrongylidae
Source: the annotation of a GenBank genome assembly
UUGGGUUCCCACUUAUUGAUCUGUUUAAACUCCUCACUAAUACGGACUUUUCCAGACGAUAACUGCAAAUCGGAAAAGUUGAGAGAGUUAGUACUGGAAACUGUUGGCAUCUACCCACAUCAGUACAGCUACCAGGCCAAGUAUAUGAAGCAACAAGCAGAGGAACGAUUUGGUAACUGGUGGAGUGCGGUAAUCAUCGGCGAUCGAGGUGGUUAUGGAAUGAGCGCUGUCUAUGAUCGGUUCAAAAACACGAGGUACAGCCUGAAUUCGACUAUAAUGCUGCAGAAUUAG